Molecule: messenger RNA, 1021 nt
Organism: Hyposmocoma kahamanoa
Lineage: Eukaryota; Metazoa; Arthropoda; Insecta; Lepidoptera; Cosmopterigidae
Exons: 7
Coding region: 217-942 (241 amino acids)
Source: RefSeq, a predicted model, not a curated record
UAAUAAUAAAGUACAUCACAAACCACUCAAAUAUGAAAUAACUAAUUACUUAAAAACCAAAUCAUGUGAAUAUUAAGUGACCAAGUAACUCGACAAGAAAGUUACCACAAUACAAAAACAUGAAAUAAAAGUCUAAAGAUGUUAAAUAAGGCCACCCUGGAUACUUGGAUGUUUCAGGCCUAGAAGACUCGAGAAGCUGACAAGUUUAAGAGACCAAUGGCGUCGGAUUUAGCUGAAUUUGCCAACAGCAUCAUUGGCGGAGAAGAUUUUCAUAGUGCACGGUCUUCAGGAUUCUUUGACGAAAGUUCCAAGAGUAUUAUGCAGACUCGUAGCAAAUUGAGUAGCGACCUACCUUCAUCCUCAUCGAUCGUGAUCCUGGGAGACCAGAGCCAGUUGAGCCGAGACGUCGACCGAUGGAUAAAUGGCGAAAGUGAGAGCACCACUGACACGCCAGCCAAUGUAAUAGUCCAAGGAGUCAGUAAUGUCAGAAUUACCAGCCGACGCUAUUCGCCGUGCAAAAGCGCUAAUGUUGUGUACGGAGCCAAUACAUACGAGUACAUCAUAAUGGUACCGGCUAGGUUGAACAGGCCGCCGACAACGGUGGAAAGGGUUCAACCCCCCGUUAUGCAACCGAGCACCUCCUUUACAAACGACAUGUGGUGCUAUGUUCUGGCGUUGUUACUGCCCGUCUUCAGUUUUAGCAACUGCGCGAACUGGACGUACAACCCCGGCCUGAUAGUGAACACAGCGGAACUAUUCGUAAUGAGUCUGUCCCGCGUGUGUACGCAGGCGCAUGCGCGUUUCCUGCAACUCGCGCAGGACCGGGUGAGACUUACCAAUAUCGCGCGCGAAUUUGUAGCUACAAUAAUGGAUAUAAUGCUGGUGGUGUACGCCAUUGGUUUCCUUGUACUCUCCAUGUACCAAGCUUCUGUCUCCAUCUGAUCCUGAACGUCCCUACCAUUGUGCAUUGUCUACACUGACUAUAAUUUUCAGUUAAGAAUCUUUACCGUGGGAUAUUACA